AUGGGGGACUUCAAUUGUGUUUUACAGAAGGAGGAAAGGAUUGGUAGCCCAGUAUCAAUGGCAGAAAUAAGAGACUUCAAAAGAUGUAUUGAGGAAUGUGAACUACAAGACCUUAAAUCUACAGGAGCCUUCUUCACAUGGACAAACAAACAAAUUGGAGGGGAUAAAGUACUCAGUAGAAUAGAUAGAGUAUUGGUGAAUGAAGACUGGAACAUGCAACUUCCAGUAUCAAAUGUACACUACAGGAAUGAAGGGUUAUUUGAUCACUGCCCUGCUAUAAUAAGCUGGGAAAGAGGGAACACAGGACAGAAGAAAAUGUUCAAAUACUAUAACAUGUGGAGCAUGGCUACAGACUUCAAGGAGAAAAUAAAAGCUGGAUGGAAGACAGAAAAGAAGGGAACCAAAAUGUAUGAACUAGUAGGGAAGCUACAUAGAAUCAAGCAUACAAUGCAGCAGAUAAACAAAGAUAGAUUCAAUGAAGUAGAAAGGAAAGCAGAAGAAGUUAUGCUGAGACUGCAGAAAUGUCAAGAGAGCAUUCAGAAGGACCCCUACUACAUUAAGCUGAUUGAGGAGGAAAGGGAAAUAUCUGAAGAGUGCAGGACUUGGUGUAAGGCAAGAGAGCAAUACUUGAGGCAAAAAUCCAAAAUACAAGGCUGA
Nicotiana attenuata is the source of this 657-nucleotide messenger RNA. RefSeq lists its product as uncharacterized. The record is from RefSeq and is a predicted model, not a curated record. The coding region runs from base 1 to 657 and encodes 218 amino acids. The transcript has a single exon. NCBI's taxonomy places the organism in Eukaryota, Viridiplantae, Streptophyta, Magnoliopsida, Solanales, Solanaceae.